UCUUGUGCCAAGAGAGUGCUGCUGCUUCUAACAUCUGUGCCGUAAUAAAUCCUGGCAACGUUUCCGUGAUUGUGCCAGGCGAGAAUGUAGUUACCAAUCUGACCAGUAGGUCUUUUAUUUCAGAAGCCCGGCUCCCCUUGGAGCCCACGGGGCUGCAGUGUUGUCCCAGCAGCACCCCGCCUUGUUUUUGUGUGUUCAGAGGGCAGAAGCUGUCUGCAAACCAGUCGAGCAGUAACUUUCAGUGGAUAAGAAAUGUGCCGGUUUGCACUAAACCCAAAAGGAAUAAUGUCUGUCUCACUCACAAGUCGCCUGUCGCAGUGCAGGGUGUUUCGGAGGGGUUAGCUGGACCUUCCUGCACGUUCUCAGCUGUGUACGAAUGUCUGGACGCUUUGUCUUUCCCCAUUGCGCCUUUUAAAGCCGAAGAGGACGUGAUGAGUUGGCCCUCGCUUGUUUUGAGGAAGCCUUUCAGUCGGCGAAAAUCCACGACUCCCACCUGUGGGAGAACACCAGGGAGUUGAAUUUUCCGGAGGUUUGGAAGUGCAGCAUGCUGCAGAGCGAGACUGGACAGCUCUUCCCGAAAGCCCAGGAACCUGCUGCGUGCCCGGAGCCACUGCAGGUGCAGCAGCACUUCUUUCAGGGUGGAAAUAUCUACAGCCUCACUAAUGCAGCAAAGGAAGAAAACUUGCCAGCUGGGUGCAAUAAGACCGGUGCUGCUCCUGCUGAUGGCAGCAACUGUGAAAGCAGCUUUCUCCGCAAGAACUGCAGUCAGCUGUUCUAUACCAAGAAUGGUCUGGAGAGCUAUAGGUGUUUUCGUGGUGAACAAUGGCAUUUACCACAAAGGAACGAGGAACAGCAGGUGUGUGAUGCAGGAGACACAAACACUCAGAAACUGUCACUCGAGGCAGCAGGAGAUGGAAAGUGUCCCUCAAAACCUGAGAUGCCUUUAGAGGACCUAACAGUGGCUCCUCUGGUGAUUCCUGUCUCUGUACCAGUGAUGGCUGUGAACUCGCAAGCAGGGAACAAGGUUACUGAAAAGGAAAGCCCAGAUGGGAAGGACCUCAAGGAAAGCUUGCACCAGAAAAAGAGAAAGAGGCAAAUGCGGCCAAAAUUGCUUUUUAUCCCACCUCCACUGGCCCCUGAAGCCCACCCGGGGGUGGGAGGGUGUUACCAGAGUAACCUUUGUUCGCCCGUGUUCCUGGUGGAUCAUCUCCUGAGAGACUUGUUCCAGUGCUCUCCGUACACACUGCCUCCGAUGCUCAGCCCCGUGUGGGAAGGAUCAGGCCUCUAUUUCAGCACACUCUGCUCUUCCUCUGCUAGCGGUGAUGCCAACCAGCUGUUCAGUGCUGGUUUAGGCAGAAUGGACAGGGACUUUGGAUUUUGUCUGAUGAAGGACAACACCAAAAUCAGCAUUCAGCCACUUCUCUCCUCUUUGCUGCUCGCCAUGAGUCUCAGAGUGAACCUGACAAAAUUUGUCAGGUUUUGAGAAAGAGAGAACAAACUUUCUUGAUUGAUUGGAGACAGAACGAUUCCAGGGGUGGCACAGUGAUGCUGUUAGUGCUAAGUAGUGACUCUGAAAGUUGUUAGAGGAGAGCUAGUAAUGCUUUGCUGGGAAAUGUGUGUUGUAUGCGUACUGUAUUUAUUACAGCUGAGCCUUGCUCAUCCCAUAUCCCCUCUUCCUAAGCGUGUGCGUAUUGAUAAGCGUGUGUAUCAGUAGCGCUGUGUGUUAUCAUGAUGUAUCUGUUCGCAACUUGCCUUCCUCCCCUCUUCUUUCUUACAACCUUAAAUGCAUCAACGUUGGAAGUCAAUUUCAGGCAGAGGUGUCAAACCUCCGGGAUAGAUUGCAUUUGGAAGAGGAUGAACAGGCAGCAUCGUUGGUGUGGAAGCCCUGGGGAGACAUCGCAACUAACCCAGAAACACAGGACAGAGGUUUCUUUAACACUUUUCUUUCAAGGCCACCCCUGAGAUAUGAGGGUUCAAAAAUUCUGUGUUUUCACAGCAGCUUUUUGUACAUUCAGAUUCUCUCCCUUCUUUUCUUGAUCACCUUCACACGUGGUUGCAUUAGAGGGAAGGAGAUUGCUCAGUUCUGGUAGAACAGUGAACAAAUAAUAACUGUUACGCUCUCAGUAGCAUUUUCUAUAUGAAAUGGUUAGGGGUGUUUGUAGCUGUUCCACCUCAUCUGCAGUGACCUUAGGAGAGGGGAGGUUUGUCUCUGGAGUUAUCGGUCCCAAAGCUCAGCGAUACCCGGGUAGUUGGGACAUCUGACUUUUUCCCGUGUCUUUUCUCGGUCUCCAGUCUGUCUGUUGCACUUGUUCUGUUUUCCCUCUGUCUUGUAUCACACCUUUUUUUCCUUUCUUGACAGAAGCCGAUUUCCUGUUGGUUUUCAUUGCAUUUGUAGUAACAGAACUGCUCAACCUGGCCUGCUGCAGCAUCAUGCCAGGGGGAGGAACAAACCUAGAGCUAGCCUUGCAUUGCCUGCAUGAAGCACAAGGCAAUGUUAUGGUAAGAAGCAGCUAUUGGGCCAUAAUAAUGGACUAGGACAGCCUUUGCCACUGGCGUGAGCUGGGAGUUGCUCCGAGUUUUCUAUUCCACAGGCUGGAGUCUGGUCUCUUUGUUAAAUGUGCAGAGUUCUUGCGUGCUGCUCAUUGCCGCAGUCUGCGUUAAUGUCCCUCGGGAUUGCAGACCCUGUCCUGGUGUAUAAAUAAGAGCUUGUUUUUUCUCUUGUAAAUUAUGUGGCGAUUUGGAGAAUAUAAAUACUACUACCCUGAAUUCUAGGAGUGAAGGAAUUGCCAUAUUAGAUAAAACCCGAGGUCUGCUCUAGAUAAGCAUUCUGUGCUUGACAACUGCAACAGCCCUAGGUGCUCCUUGCUGGGCAAGCGCCUCCAGCCCGGUCCUGGCUAAGACCCGAGUAGGUCUGCUUUGCUCCGUGUCCUUUGAAGAAGGGAUUUAACAACACUCAAAUACAGCAGAGGACUCGGUGUAUGCCGUGUCUCCACAAGGAGGCUCUACGAGCACGUCUGCUGUGGCAGGGAUGAGCCGAAAACGACUCCAGCAGAGAAAUCUCCUGGAGGUGGUGUCAGGUGGGGCCCCACAGCUUGGUCCCCAGAGAUCUCCUAAGGUUCUGUUUUCUUAAAACACUUUGGUGUGGAUUGAGGAAAUAUUUCCAUAAACUUCAGUGGGCUGAGGUGAUCCCGAAGUGCUGUUGCUAAGCAUUGACCAGUACGAGCAAAAUCUUCCUACAGUAGACUGAAUCACUGAAGUAGCAAAAUAGCUGAAAGCAGGAAUUUACCUUUUUGCCCCUCGUGGGGGGGAAUCUAACGUCUUUUUACGUG
Aquila chrysaetos chrysaetos is the source of this 3329-nucleotide messenger RNA. RefSeq names its product zinc finger protein 541-like. Gene Ontology annotation, cellular component: histone deacetylase complex; transcription regulator complex. The record is from RefSeq and is a predicted model, not a curated record. Gene Ontology annotation, biological process: negative regulation of DNA-templated transcription; regulation of transcription by RNA polymerase II. Bases 545 to 1483 code for a protein of 312 amino acids. Gene Ontology annotation, molecular function: transcription corepressor activity. Lineage: Eukaryota; Metazoa; Chordata; Aves; Accipitriformes; Accipitridae. The transcript has 7 exons.